Mauremys reevesii (Reeves's turtle) is the source of this 2208-nucleotide messenger RNA. RefSeq names its product palmitoleoyl-protein carboxylesterase notum2-like. The record is from RefSeq and is a predicted model, not a curated record. NCBI's taxonomy places the organism in Eukaryota, Metazoa, Chordata, Testudines, Geoemydidae. Gene Ontology annotation, molecular function: hydrolase activity. The transcript has 12 exons. The coding region runs from base 62 to 1540 and encodes 492 amino acids.
UUCCUGCAUGCUCCAUGGAGGAUAAGUUUUUCCAUCUCAGCUAAGGGAGGAGGCAGUCACUAUGAAGAUCCCAGGGGCGUUGGUGGCUUUGUUGCUCCUGGGGGAAGUGGUGUCUCAAAGCAAACGUAAUUCCAAAGCUCACGUGAAGACUCCUGCCCAGAAUCGAAAGGGCCCUAACCCAAGUGGGGAACUGGAGCGCACUGCUGCUGAGGAAGAUGUCUUUGUGGGAGUUCUUCCUCCUAUGGAAGAUGCCUUGGCAUCACAGCUCAGAAGUGCCUCACUCACUCCUUGGCAUGCUCAGAAGGCACCUGAGGACAUGAAACUUUUCUUUCUGAAGAACCCCCUGAUCACCUGCAAUGAUGGGACCACAGCUGGGUAUUACUUAAGGGAGCACAAAGGGAGCAAGAGGUGGAUCAUAUUCUUAGAAGGUGGCUGGUGCUGUUAUAAUAAAGAAACAUGUGAUACCAGAUAUAAAAAUAUCCGUCGCUUAAUGAGCUCAUCUGAGUGGCCUCAAACAAAGAAAGGGACAGGCAUUUUGUCUGCCCAGAUGGAGGAGAGCCCUCACUGGUGGAACGCCAAUGCAGUGUUUGUGCCUUACUGCUCGAGUGAUAUCUGGAGUGGAACUUUGCCCAAGUCACGGCAAGCAGACUAUGCCUUCAUGGGAGCGCUAAUUAUCCAGGAGGUGAUUAAAGACCUGGUUCCUAAGGGAAUUAAGAAAGCUAAAGUGGUCCUGCUUGCUGGGGAAAGUGCUGGUGGGACUGGUGUGCUACUGAACCUAGAGAGGGUGGCAGCCCUUCUGGAGGAGCUGGAAGCUGAGGCAGUCCAGAUCAGAGGACUUGUUGACUCUGGCUGGUUCCUGGACAUUAAACAUCCAAGACAAUCUGACUGUUCAGAUGCUGCCUCUUGUGCCCCAGUGGGUGCAAUCAAGAAAGGACUCAGGAUGUGGAAUGGAAUCCUUCCAGAAAAAUGUAAACAGCAGUUCAAGAGAGUUAACGAGUGGCAGUGCUUCCUUGGGUAUAGAUUGUAUUCAUCCUUGAAAUCUCCAGUUUUUGUGGUUCAGUGGCUGUUUGAUGAGGAACAGCUGAAAUUAGAAAAUAUCCAUCUUGGAAGUCAGUUCCUAACAGAAAAUCAAUGGAACUACCUACAAGACCUUGGGCGAGAACUUAGAAACUCAUUGCGUGAUGUCCCAGCUGUGUUUGCCCCUGCAUGUCUGUCUCACAUGCUGAUUACAAAAAGCUACUGGCUGGAAUUUCAAGUGAAGGGCAUUUCUUUGGCCAGAGCCUUGCAGUGCUGGGAGAAGAGCCUUCAAGACAGCAAUAAAGCCCCAAAGAUCCCCAUGAGAAGUUGUCCCUUCCAUCUGAUUGAUAACUGUCCAUGGCCCCAUUGCAACCCCACCUGCUCAGUUCUGCAUGACCAUGGCACAGGCCAAGAAGUGAACUUCAUGCAGACUUUAUUCAGGAUGUGGCUUGAUGUCCACAGGAAAGCUCAGGAGCUCAAAUCAGGCCCCAGUCAACUGGGAAUGCUCAGUAAUGGUGGCUAAUGCAUAAGCUUGACAUCCAUGUGGGUUAAUUGUAGCUUAAUGUCAAACAAUGCUGAUGUUGAGCAAAAGUCAAGGGUUUCCGUAGAGUUUAGGCACAUAUUGGGAUGUUAUGGUUGUAAUGACUGAUGUUUAUGUCAAUCUUACUUUGUACUGCUGCUGUUUCAAUCAGGUGAACUCACAGCUUCACUUGUACUCCACUGCAUUUGACAUAGGUCGCAGUACGGUUUGGAGGCUGCUACACACUUUAGGGAUUUUUUGAGGGAUGGGCCAAACAAGGAUGAUUGUUGAACAAUCUUCAUUCACUUCCCUUUACACCCUGACUGAAUACCAUCAGAUUGCUGGGGGAUUAGCUGAAUGGAGUCUUCAUUUUGUAGGAUAACCUAUGAAAGUCUGAUUUCCUGUUUUCAUUUUAGCUCCAUUUACUGCUGCUGAGACUAUUAAUAAAAUGAGGAGUAUGAACAAAAUAUUGACCAAGCUUCCAAGGGCUUUGACUCAUUAGGAUGAAUUACUCUCAGUCAGAUUGUUUCCUCCUGUAGAAAAGCCCAGGAGAGCAGGCCGUUCAGACUGUGCAGAGUUGCUUCACUCAGUUCCCCCAUGUUCCCCAAUCAAGGGAGGAGGUUUGCCUCCUUGUGGAAUGAACAUGGGACUCCUCCCACAGACCCAGAGAA